AUGGCUUACAGUCCCUGGGGCUUCCUUAGAGAGGAUCCCUCCUUGAGGCAGCCCCAGGUCUUCUCCCAGCCCUCCCCUUGGGCAUGGGUGGAUGUCUCCCAGCUCCAGGCUGCUGCCCCACUGCAUUCUGUGGCUGUGCGGUGCCAGGAGGAGCAGGUGGUGGUCACAGUCCACAGGGACCUCUUUGGCACGGGAUGCUUGGUCAGGGCUGCGGAGCUGACCCUGGGCUCAGCUGCCUGCUUGCCCGCGGCCUGGAAACCUGCUGAGACCACGGUGACCUUCAUGGUUGGGCUGCACGAGUGUGGCAGCACCCUCAGGGUGACCCCUGAUGCUCUUGUCUACAGCACGAGCUUGAAUUACAAUCCAGCUCUUACUGGCAACCCAGUUGUUGUCCGCACCAGCCCUGCUGUGGUUGCCAUUGAGUGCCAUUACCCAAGGAGGGACAAUGUGAGCAGCAACGGAGUCAAGCCCACAUGGGCGCCUUCCCACUCCACGCUGUCCUCUGAGGAGAAGCUGCCCUUCUCCCUGCGCCUCAUGAAUGAUGACUGGAGCACUGAGAGAGCCUCCACCAUAUUUCAGCUGGAAGAGGUCCUCCACUUCCAAGCCGGUGUCAACACAAAGAACCACGCACCUCUGAGGCUCCCUGUGGGCAACUGUGUGGCCACCCUGACCCCAGACAGGACCUCUUCUCCUCAGUAUGCUUUCAUUGACUUCAGUGGGUGCAUGGUGGAUGGGCAAUUGGAUGAUGCUAUCUCGACCUUUAUAUCCCUGAGACCCAGGCAAGAUGUGCUUCAGUUUGCAGUAGACGCAUUCAAGUUUGCAGGGUACUCUAGCAAUCUGAUCUACAUCACCUGCCACCUGAAGAUCUCCCUGGCUGACCAAGCUCCAGACCCUCUGAACAAGGCCUGCUCCUUCAACAAAGCCAACAACCUCUGGGUUCCUGUGGAAGGCACCCAGGAUGUCUGCUCCUGCUGUGACAUGAGGAGCUGUGACUUGGCCAGGCACUCCAGGAGACCCCAUGCUCCCACUCGAUGGCAAGGAGGAUGUGCCCGGAGAGAGCUGCCCUCCCAGCUUGAUCCCUUGGUGGAAGAAGCAGAUGUUGUGGUUGGCCCUCUCCUCAUCCACAGCUGGCAGGAUCGCUCAUUGUGGCAGGUCCUGGCUCUGGCCAUAACCACUUCCUUGCUUCUCCUUCCUAGGUCAUGUGUGGAUGAUAUUGGGGCUGGUUGA
This is a messenger RNA of Mesitornis unicolor (brown roatelo), 1227 nucleotides long. RefSeq names its product zona pellucida sperm-binding protein 3-like. The transcript is spliced from 9 exons. Gene Ontology annotation, cellular component: extracellular matrix. Bases 1 to 1227 code for a protein of 408 amino acids. Gene Ontology annotation, molecular function: acrosin binding. Gene Ontology annotation, biological process: egg coat formation; positive regulation of acrosome reaction; binding of sperm to zona pellucida. NCBI's taxonomy places the organism in Eukaryota, Metazoa, Chordata, Aves, Mesitornithiformes, Mesitornithidae. The record is from RefSeq and is a predicted model, not a curated record.